Molecule: messenger RNA, 1804 nt
Organism: Scophthalmus maximus (turbot)
Lineage: Eukaryota; Metazoa; Chordata; Actinopteri; Pleuronectiformes; Scophthalmidae
Gene: hoxc12a
Product: homeobox C12a
Exons: 2
Coding region: 796-1623 (275 amino acids)
Biological process (GO): regulation of DNA-templated transcription
Molecular function (GO): DNA-binding transcription factor activity, RNA polymerase II-specific; sequence-specific double-stranded DNA binding
Source: RefSeq, a predicted model, not a curated record
AAAGCAGAGGGACUCUCGGCUGGAUGAAUCAGUUAAGUGCCCUCUGAUAUCUUGUAAAAUUCAUAUAAAAGAAUUGCGAGAGGUAUAACAAUCCCACCAGAGUUUGGCUGCGCACGUUUAUUGGAGGUAUCUGUUAAAGUUGUUCAUGUGAGGUGUACUAGAGGAGAUUAUGUGAAAUAUACCCUCUUAAAGUAACCUUGUAGAAUGUCGUCCCCUUUUACAGAGCCGGUGGCUUCAACCUGCUUGACCCCGUUACUGUAAAUAUGAGUAGAGUGCGGCAAUGAGCAUCAGUCUUUUCUUAAAACAAGCUUGUAAACUUGGGACAUCACAGCUUUAUGUGACGUGGAAUUCAACAAUAAUUUGCUAGAAAACAAGAUGUCGUAUGUGCGCCCCUCUCCUUCUAGAAAAACAGUUUUCAUAAGAAAUGGUAUUUAAAAAAAACUUUAGCCAGCUUAUAAAGAUAUUAAACGAGACCAUGGACAGUUCCACGAGUGUAAAAGGAGAAGCAGCUCGGGCUCCUUUUGGACUAAGCACUCCUCAAGUGGAGGAAAACAAGAUUCUAUAUUUUUAAUAAAAAGGUUUAUGGUAUUUUUAAAAAGCGUAUAAACCUCUGUUAUACAGAAGUUAAUGUUUUGUUUUGUUUUGUAUGAGACGGACCAAGUGGGUGGUACCAUGUGUAACACAAGUUAGCCUGGCCACGUGGUUCGAGGGGGACCAAUCAGGAGCCCCUCCAGGUUUAACUAUGUUAAAUGUCAGAUUGCAAUAAACUAGAAGCUGUUGGUCGGGCCCGCGGAAAUGGGCGAGCAUAAUCUCCUUAAUCCAGGGUUUGUGGGACCUUUGGUUAACAUCCACACUGGAGACACCUUUUACUUUCCGAAUUUUAGAGCCUCAGGGGGACAACUGGCGGGGCUACCGUCUCUCUCCUACCCGAGAAGGGACAAUGUUUGCUCCCUCCCGUGGAAUCCUUCGGAGCCGUGCAAUGGAUACUCUCAAUCCUACUUUAGCAGCCCCGUGUCUAUUAACCCCUCUUUCAAUCGGUCGUGUGAGAUCAGCAGACCAGAAGAAGGCAAAUGUUACUACAACAACGGCAACGGGAACAGGGAGACCUGCUCAGGUGGCAGCAGCCUCAAACGAGAGGACAGGGCGAGAGACACAUCAUCCCUAACAUCUGACCACGGGAUGCACAGUGGAAUUGGCAGCACCGCCGCCUUCUCCAAGUACGAUUACGGGACCGAGCAGCUAACGCAAGACCCGCCGUCCUGUCAGUCGAUGGAGUCGGACUCCAGCUCCUCUCUGCUCAACGAGGGCAGCAAGCCUCCAUCCAGCGACACACAGACCCUGGUGUCACCGGGAAGCCAUUCAAGCAACAUAGCCGCAGGCGGAGGUGCCCCGUGGUACCCGAUGCACACUCGGACCAGAAAGAAGCGCAAACCGUACUCCAAACUUCAGCUGGCCGAGCUGGAAGGUGAAUUCAUGCUGAAUGAGUUCAUCACCAGGCAGCGGCGGAGGGAGCUCUCCGACCGGCUGAACCUCAGCGACCAACAGGUCAAGAUCUGGUUCCAGAACCGCAGGAUGAAGAAGAAGAGACUCAUGCUGAGGGAGCAAGCCUUGGCCUACUUUUAGAGAUGCGGCAGAAGGUGAAUCGAUAGGCAGUAAAAAGCCAAAACCUUCUACGCUCCCUUAGGUCUUAUUUCAAUGCAUGCACUCGUCAAUCCAAUUUUCAAAUUGCAGGCAAUUCCGACAACAUUUUCAGAUUUUUUUUGUUGUUGUUCUUUCUUAAAAGGUGCGGGCUGCACAAGCACCC